This is a messenger RNA of Eublepharis macularius, 965 nucleotides long. Its product is annotated as C-factor-like. The transcript has 7 exons. NCBI's taxonomy places the organism in Eukaryota, Metazoa, Chordata, Lepidosauria, Squamata, Eublepharidae. The coding region runs from base 219 to 851 and encodes 210 amino acids. The record is from RefSeq and is a predicted model, not a curated record.
GGCAAUUAUCAGGCAGCUGGUGGAGAGCAGCAACAGUCCAGAAUGGAUCUUUGCCACUUGUCGGGAGCCAGAGGGACCCCGUGCCCAGGAAAAUGGCAUUGAAGAAAUGGAGGUGGAGAAAGAGGAACACCCAAAUUGUCAAAGAGAAACUAAUUUGUGUGAAUGGUUCAGGAGAAUGUGCCUGAAGCAUAAAAUUCUCAUCUCGCUCUGGAUUUCUUAUGGAGUUGAGGAACUUGGCUGCCAAGCACCAGGGAGUCAAGAUCAUCCAACUCGAAGUUACUGAGCCAUGCAGCGUCCAGGCUGCUGCAGCCAGAGUCACGGAGCACCUGCAAGGAGCCGGGCUGAAUCUCCUGAUCAACAAUGCCGGGAUUGUAAAGCCAAGUACUUUGGAAUCUGAGACACCAGAGAACAUGUCCGAGGUGUACAAAAACAAUGUGAUAGGGCCCAUGGUGGUGAGCCAGGCAUUCCUGCCCUUGCUGAGGAAGGCGUCUAAGGAGAGCCCCCAAAAAGGGAUGAGCUGUAGCAAAGCUGCCAUUGUCAAUGUGUCCAGUAAAGGAGGCUCCAUCACAAAUCCCAUAUUCUUUCAUGUGGGACACUUCAUUAAUUACCGCUGCAGCAAGGCUGCUCUGAACAUGCUCACUCGGUGCCAGUCCCUGGCGCUUGCCGAAGACAAGAUCUUGAGUGUUGCCCUGUAUCCUGGAUGGGUGCAGACGGACAUGGGAAAUACAAUAGGGCAGCCUCCAUUAACAGCAGAUGCUAGUGUAAAGAAAAUCUUAAACACCCUUGGCCACCUGUCUGAGAAGAACAAUGGCACUUUUGUGAACUGGGAGGGGGAGACCGUUGCUUGGUGAGAGAUCGAACUGUCCUCCUUGGCUGCUAUGCCGAAAGAAUAUCUCACCCAUGUGAAUGUGGAUUUGAAUGCCGGAAUAACUGUGUUCUCAACUGCAAUAAACUUAACAUGACUU